Molecule: messenger RNA, 290 nt
Organism: Aureobasidium subglaciale EXF-2481
Lineage: Eukaryota; Fungi; Ascomycota; Dothideomycetes; Dothideales; Saccotheciaceae
Exons: 2
Source: RefSeq, a predicted model, not a curated record
GUUGAUAGCACUUACCCCUCUGAUAGUGAGAUGACCGUCCUUGCGAUCAUGCAAAUCUACUCGAUGUUCAAUUUUUGGACCUUCGCGCUAGUGACAGUCCCAUGUAUUAUGCUCGACCCAGAGCCAUGUCUCUACCAGUGCUCCCAACCCGCCUUAUGCCCUACGGACUCGACAGUCAAGCCACUUAAUAUGUCCGGCAAAACACAAAAACAACAACUUCCGCUGGAAGUACCACACCUCAGCCGACACAUAGCGUGAUGGCAAAGCUUGUACGAUGGCUUACAUCGUUC